Molecule: messenger RNA, 1889 nt
Organism: Esox lucius (northern pike)
Lineage: Eukaryota; Metazoa; Chordata; Actinopteri; Esociformes; Esocidae
Gene: igbp1
Product: immunoglobulin (CD79A) binding protein 1
Exons: 6
Coding region: 25-1098 (357 amino acids)
Biological process (GO): regulation of dephosphorylation; regulation of signal transduction
Cellular component (GO): cytosol
Molecular function (GO): protein phosphatase 2A binding
Source: RefSeq, a predicted model, not a curated record
AGGGACUUGAACGUACGGUAGCCGAUGGUAGUCAUCAUCAUUACGUCCAAAAACACUGUAGAAAUGGCAGCUGCUGAAAGCGCUAGCCUGUCGCUAAAUCAGCCAGAAGAGCCACUUAAACUGUCAGAUUUAUUAGAUCGUGGAUGGAAACUAUAUGAGGAUGUGGACACGACAAAUGAUCCCAUCGCUGCUACUCAUAUCCAGGUUAAAAUCAAGCGUGGAAUAACGCAACUGGAAGAGGCAACGCGAAUGGUUGCCCAACUCGACCUGUUCAGCCGAAAUGAAGAGUUGGAGGAGGUAGCAACCACUGAUCUGAAGUAUCUGGUGUUACCUGCUCUCCUGGGGGCUCUAACUAUGAAGCAAGUUAAUUUAGCAAAACGAUUAGAACAAGUUCAGAUAGCUAGAUGUUACUUUUUGGACUUCUUGAAAAGAUGUAAGGAAUAUAACAUAUCAAAGUUUGAACUACCCAAAACCAAUGAAAACUCUGCUGACACGCCAGAAGAAGAAUCUGCAAAUGGACCCCCCAAACCUCCGGAUUUGAUUGCAAUGGCUACAGUUAGAGCUGCAAAGAUAGAAAGAUACAAACAGAGGAAGGACACAGAGGCCAAGCUGUCAGAGAUCAAGGCCGCAGUGGAUAGUGGGCAGGCAGAUGAUGAAAUAAUCAGAGACUUCUACCUCCUCAAUGUGAGGAAAUGGAUUGCUGUGUCCCUGGAGGAAAUCGAAAGCAUUGACCAGGAAAUGGAGAUUUUGACCAGGAUGGAUGUUCUGAAACAGAGUUCAACUCAGCCAUCACAAUCAAAAAGGCCUCCCAUGAAACCCUUUAUUCUCACUAAAGAUGCUGUCCAGGCCCGUGUGUUUGGGGCCGGGUAUCCCAGCCUACCUACUAUGACUGUGGAUGACUGGUAUGAGCAGCACAAAAAGAAAAAUGUUCUGCCGGACCAAGGAAUCCCACACAGCGCUGAGGAUUUUGAUGCAGAAGAAGAGAAAGAGAAGAGGGUGGAAAAUGAUGAUGAAGAGGCCUUGCAGAAAGCUAGAGACUGGGACAAUUGGAAGGAUACACAUCGGAGAGGCUAUGGGAACCGUAAAAACAUGGGUUGACAACCUGCAAACAUAACAAUAGUGCCAAACCUGGUCUGCAAUAUUCAUCUACACUCUGUCCCUCCCAAAAUAAAGUUGCCAGUUUAUAUGGAAAGAUGGCCUUGAGGAAAACAGGCCUAUACAAUCCCAGACAGAAAUUAUAACAGUGUCUGUUUAUGGUCUCUUUAUUCUGAUGUGGCGAAAUCACAUCUUUCAUUGUAGCCAUAUCAGAAGAACUUUAUUGACAGCCAAUGUGAUCUGCAGGCUCCAUACAAAUUGAAAACGAAGUACUGCCAUCAAGGCCCGGCCUGUUGAAACAGUAAACGUAUGCAUGAGAAUAUCAAUGAAGUGAUUUUGAUUAAAAACUGUUUGAACUGCUCCUAAGCAGAUUUUGCAGGUGUUUGCUGAGAGUACAGCACUUAAAUACCCUGUUGUAAAAAGCAGAGGAGUGGUGAUUACAUGUUGCUAUUUGAUGUUCUCAUCUACAGGUUGUUUCACAGUGUUUGCUGAUGGGAAAUGUAGCUUGUGCUUAUACCUUGAUUGAUCAGUAUGUAUUUGGAUAGUGAAGCUAACAUUGAAAAUAUUGUUCUACUCCAGCAUUUUAGAUUGCAUUUUUCAUUAGCGGUGACCCUAAUUAUAUUCUGUAAUUUUAUUUGAUGUUGGUAUCUGUUUUACCAUUUAAAUGUGAGUCUAGUCCAACAUUUGAAGUCAGAAGUACUUUGACAAAUUCGCUCCUGGUAUAUUUAAUUUGUUCUGCGUUAAGUAUUUGGUUCCAUAUUCAAUAAAUGACUACAUCAAGCUGGUGAAAAAUU